GAUCAAUUCACACUUGCCAAGAAGCCAUGGGCAUAUAGAGUGACGCCAUUCGAACGUAUUGUCAAACAUCAAUAUGAAGGUAAAGGAACAAAAGAAGAUCCAUAUCAAGUUACAUGGAUUGAAGAUGAUCCGGAAAAUCCACUUGAAAUGGCAACGAUGAUGAAAUGGAUCUUAUGUUUUUAUGCAAGUUUUAGUACUUUAUGUAUCUCUUUCACUUCUUCUGCUUAUUCCGGCGCCAUUGAUUCGAUCAAACAAGAGUUAGGCGGAAGCGAGAUCGUAAUCACUCUUGGUAUUUCUCUUUACGUUUUAGGAUUCGCUUUGGGUCCUUUAUUUUGGUCUCCUAUUUCGGAAGUAUACGGUAGACGAUUUUGCCUUUUAAUUUCGUUUGUAUUCUCUACUCUUUGGAACGCAGUCGCAAUCGCAAGUCCGAAUAUCGCUGCUUUGGUCGUCUUUCGUUUUCUAGCUGGUGCUUUCGGUUCAAGUCCUUUAACAAACGCAGGUGGAAGUAUUGCAGACGUAUUUCGUGCAAAAGAAAGAGGUUUGGCCAUCACCUUGUACGCUUCAUGUCCAUUUUUAGGUCCAGCGAUUGGACCAAUUGCAGGCGGUUUCCUAGGAGAAGACGCAGGUUGGAAAUGGUUGAUGGGAUUAUUUGCAAUUUUUGCUGGCAUAGUAACCGUGAUGGGGGUCUUUAUGAAUCCGGAAACCUAUGCACCCGUUCUAUUACGAAAGCGAGCUACACUCCUGACAAAAGUUACCGGUAAACUUUAUUUAUCCAAACCGGAUAUUGGAAAAGAUGUCAGUUUAUCACAUCUAUUCAAAGUUGCUUUGGUAAGACCAUGGCUUUUACUCGUUUAUGAGCCAAUCGUUUUGCUUUUAAGCCUUUAUCAAGCAGUCGUUUAUGCAAUUUUAUAUUCGUUCUUUUCUGCAUUUCCGAUUGUGUUCGAGCAAGUUCGCGGAUGGAGUCCAGGGAUUGGAGGUUUGGCAUUUUUGGGCAUCAUGAUCGGUUUCAUGUUUGGAAUUAUACUUCAACUAGUCUGGGUAAAUCCGACUUACUCCAAAAAAGUGGACGAACACGGUGGAAUAAUGGCACCACCAGAAGAAAGGAUGCCACAAGCGAUGGUAGGAGCAGUUGCUUUGGUUUUUGGAUUAGCCGUAUUUGCCGCAACGGAUUUCCCGUCAAUUCAUUGGAUCGUUCCAAUUAUCUUUUCCGCUCCUGCAGGUUUUGGAAUGGUUUUGAUUUUUAUUUCUUUACAAUCAUAUUUGAUUGACGCUUAUUUGUUAUAUGCAGCUGCCGUUUUGGCUGCUUCAUGUACCGUUCGAAGUGUUUUAGGAGCCGCUUUUCCAAUCUUGGCCCCAUACAUGUACAAUCCCGGCGGACCGCACGGUAAAUGUCCAACCGAAUCAUGUGGAAUCCAUGUCGGUCCAGGAAUUGCGGCAUUCUUGGCAUUGAUUUUCGUUCCUGCUCCUUGGUAUUUUUAUAAAUAUGGCCCAAAAAUUCGUAAACGUUGUCGAUAUGCGGCAGAAGCGGAUAAAAUAUUACAAAGUAUGCUCAAUCCAGGAUCAAAAGAUGCACAAGAGGUAAAAGAGGCUGUCCAAGAAAUGGAAUCUGAUCCGAGCGAUGAUAUCGAAAAG
Messenger RNA from Meira miltonrushii, 1632 nucleotides. RefSeq names its product putative mfs-multidrug-resistance transporter. Gene Ontology annotation, biological process: transmembrane transport. The transcript has a single exon. NCBI's taxonomy places the organism in Eukaryota, Fungi, Basidiomycota, Exobasidiomycetes, Exobasidiales, Brachybasidiaceae. The annotation marks the transcript as partial. Gene Ontology annotation, molecular function: transmembrane transporter activity. The record is from RefSeq and is a predicted model, not a curated record.